Messenger RNA from Wasmannia auropunctata (little fire ant), 2573 nucleotides. RefSeq names its product putative fatty acyl-CoA reductase CG5065. Gene Ontology annotation, biological process: long-chain fatty-acyl-CoA metabolic process. The coding region runs from base 318 to 1937 and encodes 539 amino acids. Gene Ontology annotation, cellular component: peroxisome. The record is from RefSeq and is a predicted model, not a curated record. The transcript is spliced from 9 exons. Gene Ontology annotation, molecular function: alcohol-forming very long-chain fatty acyl-CoA reductase (NADP+) activity. NCBI's taxonomy places the organism in Eukaryota, Metazoa, Arthropoda, Insecta, Hymenoptera, Formicidae.
CGACCGGAGUGACAAAAUGCGGGCUGUUUUACUCGUGAAAAGUCGCCGAGGCAGAAAAGAGGAUCGAUAGAGAUCCACGCGCGCGAGGAGAAAGUUAUUACAUAUAUACCUACCGGUAUUCACGUCCGCCUGAUUGCCUGCCUAUUUUGCCUGAGCACCUGCCAGCGCGCGUUCGCUCGUCUUGGCUGUCUGCCUGUGCCUGCCUCUACCUGCCUGCCUGCCUGGCCUACUCGUCCGCUGUCAUUGCCGCUGCAAUCCGAUUCUUUUAGUUCGAUCAUCUCUCUCAGCAUUCAAUAAGGUGCAAAUUCGGCGAAGAGAUGGUGGAGGUGCUCUUGGAUCGAAUCGAUGGCCAGGAGGUGACCAUCGUCGAGUCGGACUGCAUACCAGAAUCGCCGACGGAGAAUUCCCCCAUAAACGAGAAGUUGUCGCCGAUCCAGGAGUUUUACAAUGGCCAGAGUAUCUUCAUCACCGGCGGCACCGGUUUCAUGGGCAAGCUGCUCAUCGAGAAGCUCCUCAGGACGUGUCCCGGAGUGACGUCGAUCUAUCUGCUGGUGCGCCCGAAGAAGGGCAAGGACGUGCACCAACGAACCGAGGAGAUCUUUGACGAUACGGUAUUUGCAAAGCUCAGAAACGAACAGCCCAAAUUCCGGCAUCAGAUCGUCGCCAUAGCGGGCGACUGCAGUCAACCGAAUCUCGGAAUAUCCGCUCAAGAUCGGGCCACCCUCAUCCGGGAAGUUUCGAUUGUUUUUCACGUCGCGGCUACGGUCAGAUUCGACGAGAAGUUGAAGUUAGCAGUGCCCAUAAACGUGAGAAGUACGAGGGACGUUGUAAACCUCUGCAAGGAGAUCAUGAACUUGAAGUCUUUUAUACACGUCUCGACUGCGUAUGCAAAUUGUCCGCAAAGUGUAAUCGAGGAGAAGUUUUAUGACCCGCCAAUGGACUCUGAUAAACUAAUCGCGCUAAUGGAAUGUGUGGAAGACAAGCUGGCUGAAGAUAUCACUCCGCAAUUAUUAGGAAAAUGGCCAAAUACCUACACCUUCACGAAGGCAGUUGCUGAGAACGUGAUCAAGAAGCAAGCUGGCGACUUACCGAUCGGCAUUUUUCGUCCUGCCAUUGUGAUCUCAACAUAUCAGGAACCGACGCGAGGAUGGAUCGACAAUCUGUACGGUCCAACGGGAGUUGCAGCUGGUGCUGGAACUGGAUUACUGCGAUCGAUCCAUUGUGACGGCUCGGUGCACGCGAACGUGGUACCUGCCGAUUUGACAGUCAACGCUCUAAUCGCAUGCGCGUGGGACGUAGCGAACGAUCAAAGCACGAACAACAAAUCGCGAAGUGAGGGUGAGGUUCCGAUUUAUAAUUACGUGGCUACUGACAAUCCGAUAACUUAUGACGAACUGAAGGAAAUGUCAUCGAAAUAUGGUCUCGAAAUUCCCUCCUGCAGAGCGGUUUGGUACUACAGCUUUAGAAAUAAUAAGCACAGGAUAGUGCAUCUCUUUUUCGUAUACUUCUGGCACCUGCUUCCAGCUUUACUUGUCGAUACCGCAACCGUCUGCAUAGGAAGACAACCGAGGUUACUUAAGGUUUACAAGAAGAUACACAAGUUUAUGGAUGUGCUGAAUUACUUUGCAACGCAAGAAUGGAAAUUUACUAAUGACCGGCUACACGAGCUGAUGGAGAAACUCACGUUCAAAGAUCGCGAAAAAUUCUAUUUCGACAUACGAGAUGUCGACUGGAAUACUUACUUUGAGACAUAUAUUCGCGGUAUAAGGAUAUAUCUCAUUAAGGAUCCUUUAGAUACCUUGCCGCAGGCACGUGUUAAAUGGCAAAGAUUAUACUGGAGCCAUCAAGCGCUGAAACUCAUACUGGCUUACAUCGCUAUGAGGCUCUCUUGGACGGCUAUAUCCACGUUCUUCGAUUUUCUUUAUCCGAAAGUGUGACAGAAAUAGUAGGAGCUGAUAAGGCCCGUAAAAAUCCAGGUGAUACAUACAUCCUGAGAUGCGGGACCGAACGGUGGAGGGUGAUAAUCUCGUGUUUUUAAGGAAGAGGGGCGACUAGAUUCUCAAAGAAGCGCGAAACUUUCAUUAGAAAGGUAUGGAAGAAUUAGCGGAGAGCCAUGUCGUUAACCCCAUACACAACAGGCUAAUGCGAAACAGGAAUGUAAUGUAUGAGCGACGUGUGAUAGAGGGAGAGUAGAACAACAACAGAGUUCGAUCGUAUUCUCUGUGGACUUCGACGAUCUUCGCACAGAUAAAAUUGCACGUAAGAUUUAUAAGUAUGCGUUAUCUUGCGUCCAAUGUAGAUUUAUAGUAGCUGAUAUUAUCUGAGAGAAGAAUUUAUAAAUUCGAUGUCUCGUUUCGUACAAGACAUACCAUUUAAUUGUCGAGAUUAAAACGCGACAGUAUGGAAUUAUAUCUCUCGUUUAUUUGCUACAACAACAAUGCAACUCAGAAAACAAAGUUUUUCAGAAAAUAAGUUUUAAUGUUUUGAAUUAUUGAAAUGUUAUAUUAACUUUAAGAUGCAAUAAUUCGUGUAAUAAUUAAUUGAGAGGAAUAAAAGAAUCUUCUUUUUGAAAA